GGCUUAUACAACGAUCUUGCGACUACUCCAACUGUGGACCGAUCAGAUCCCCCUGAUGUAGUCCAUCUAAUCAAAGGAUUUCAUUUAAGAACAAAUACACCAAAUCGAGUCCCUUAAGGGCCGGGGGUGACCUUGGCGACCGAAAUCUCCGAGAGAAUAAGCGCCAUGAAAGCGUGUAUCAGUAAGGCUGUUAACUUCUUCUUGACGGAGGCGACUACCUUGACGCUCCUUCAUGCAAUUGAAACAUCAGCACAAGCCAAACUUGAGCGUCUUGUACGGGUGGCGGCCGAGCACACUUACGUCAAGAGCAAGUCAAAAUGCCUUCCAAACACACGCGACAACACACAAAGAUCCAUCCUCAAUCUCUUAAAAGAAGCCAAGAGCCGAUUUGUCUGGUUACGCGGAUCUCCUGGCACUGGGAAGACAGCGAUAAGUAUGAGCAUUGCAUCCGCGCUCGAAGAGGAAGGUACUCUGGCAGCCUCCUUCUUUUGGGAUAAAAACCAAAAAGGAACGGGCCUUGAUUCUUUGGAGCGGUUUCCUUCUACCCUUGCUCGCCAGCUUGCGCUUUUCGAUGAAGACUUCAAGGUGUUGCUUAUUAAAUGUCUUACGAAGCCAGAUUCGGAAUUAGUUCUGAGCCUCGAUCCGAAGACGCAAAUGAAGACUUUGGUCCUUGAGCCGAUGAAUGGUCUCGAGGGAAUAUUGUCUGGGAGCAACAAACGGGUUUCUAUCAUCUUGGACGGUUUGGAUGAGUGCGGGGAUCCAGAGGCACUUGAGUCCUUGAUGGAACUCGUACUUCUACUUCACGAACUACCUUCGGCCUUCGCUGUGCUGGUUAGUUGUCGGCCAGAGCCCACAGUCCUUUCGGCUUGGAACAGAGCGCGGGGACAGGGUCUUGUGAUCCCUUGCGAAGAUAUGGAUAGGAUUGAAUGGGGUGACAAUUUCCACACCAUUCGUCGCAUGGUGGAAGAAGAGCUUCGGGAUUGUAUUACAGGUUCCCCUUGGAAACCAUCCGAUGAAGAUCUCGAUGUCUUCGUGGGGGGUUGCCGUGGAUUGCCUAUCAUGGCUUCAAUCCGGAUCCGUGACGUGUGUGUUCAGACUCGCCGCGGGUCUUCUCUUCAAUUGGAGUUUGAGUAUUUUCGCAGUCUUAGGGAGGUGCCCACAGAUCUGAACUGGGAGUAUUUACGAAUAAUGCGACGGGCCUACCUGUCCGAUUCCUCACGUAUUCGUCCACAUGUGGCCAAGAAUUAUCGUGAAAUAAUCACGAUGAUUAUUACAGCAGAGUGGAAGGAUCUCGGCACGGACGACAUAUCGCACCUCCUAGGAAUUACUGAGCAUGAAGUGCGCACAACACUUACACCGAUCAGCUCGAUAGUUGAUCUUCCCGAGUCAAACGAGCAGACUGUCAAAUUCUACCAUGCGACGGUGAAGGAGUUCAUUAUGGGAGUUCCCAUUGGCGAGGAGCAAGAUAAGAAACUUAUUCUCAUUCAUAUUAACGACCAAUGGCCGAUUGGCAAUAGCUGCAUUACCCUCUGGUUGGUAUCAAUUCGACCUGCAUAAUCACAAAUCAAUGGAGUUGUUGAGCGAAGCGCAGAAUCUUUGGCAGCGAUUCGACGACGCACCCCAUCCUCGUCAUCUUUAUCGAUCAGGCCUUCCAUUCACUCCAUCAUCAUUACGGCUCAGUGAAUUAUAUGGCCAUUUUU
Cantharellus anzutake is the source of this 1700-nucleotide messenger RNA. RefSeq lists its product as uncharacterized. The record is from RefSeq and is a predicted model, not a curated record. The transcript is spliced from 6 exons. The coding region runs from base 166 to 1557 and encodes 463 amino acids. Lineage: Eukaryota; Fungi; Basidiomycota; Agaricomycetes; Cantharellales; Hydnaceae.